Monascus purpureus is the source of this 657-nucleotide messenger RNA. NCBI's taxonomy places the organism in Eukaryota, Fungi, Ascomycota, Eurotiomycetes, Eurotiales, Aspergillaceae. The record is from the annotation of a GenBank genome assembly.
CAUAUAUAUUUUGCACCGUAUAGACUCAUUCCACGCCUUGGAUUUGAAGUAAUUAUUUGUCACUUCAUUGACUUGAGAUUCCCAUUACCCCAAUACCACAUGUUUCGCUGUGCUUUCCGGCCCGUCCCGCCCUUCCCUCGCACCAGCGUCGGUCCUACAGCGCGGUAUUUUCAUCGGGUCACGACAGAUUUCGUUGCCCAUGACGUGAGAGGAAAUCUGGUUACCAGGAAGGUGUCUGUUAUCGUUGGCGACCCCGGAGAAACAUAUGUCUUAAUUGAGCCAGGGGUUAGUAGUGCCCUCCGUGCUGCCAGUCCCUUUGCAUCAGCUUCUGCAGCUCGCGCUGAAGAUAGAUGCAAACUUACAUUUUUUCACGAUUCACAACAUUUUGGACAUGAAUCGUCGUGUUAUCCCCGCCUUUAUGUCCCAUGCCAGAUCCCUCGCCAAACAGAGUCAAAUACAAGCCCUGCAACUUUAUUCUUAAGCGGAAAGAUGCACGAGUUAGUCCUAGAUGGAACUCUUGAUGGUACAACCCAGUCACAAAUCCGUCCCGUCGCACGGAUGCUGAUUCAUGAUAUCUAUUUAGCAAAUUUUGCUGAGAAGGCAAACGCUACUGGCCAGAACCUAGCUAGCGUACUUCACCAGCUGAAGGACAUGUGA